UGAAAUAAAUUGAGUUACAGUUUUGUAGUUCUUAAAUUAAUUCAACUGCAUUGGAUAUCAUAAGCAGUAGUUUAUGUUCCAUAGGUUUAGUAGUAUCUGUUAUGAACAGUACUCACAUUUUUAUACUCGUGUUGCUAUGCGGAACUAUUUGGGCGGUAGAAGAUGGCUCGAACAUGGGCGAGGCUCGGAGGAUUUCACAGGAAGACCCAGCUCCUAGGAGGAUGUUGUUCAAACUGCUCAAGAAAAACGAAACAACUGAGCAACCUCUUGAAAACAUCACUGCUGGAGCACCCCAAUGGAACACAACGCAUAUAUCUCAUGAGGUUGAACAACCACAAGAACAUGCAGCAUCUCAAAAUAUGGAGCACAAAGCACCAAGUAAAUCUGCGGAACCCGUUAAGCUAGAUAAAUUGAAGCAAGAAACUCAAAUCGCACCACAGAAAGAACUUCCAACCAUAGAUUCAGCACCACCAAUAGGCAAAAGUCCAAUAGCACGACCAGUUGGUGACUCGAAACAACAAUACCAAAAUAUACAGUUUGAUCUAGAUCCAACAGUACAUCCAGCACCCUCUGAAGAAAGCAAUUCAUCUAAACCAACUGAGUCUCCUCAGAGAGAACGGCCCUCAGCUAAGUCGGAGGAUCUGCAAAAACGAGGCCCAAUGGAGAAAAAAACGAAAACCUCUUUUCCGCAACAUAAAUUACAACUCUUACAUUCACCCCAACAGCAAAGUACAUCAAAACCUACUAUUCACACAAAGGGAGUGAAUCAAAAUCGAGCUCCAUGGAAAGUUUCUGUAUACUCCGGAGAAAAAGAUACUUAUCCGGGAGGCAAGGAUUUUGGAGGAAGACCAAUUCAACUGGAGGGACAAUCAAAACCUUGGGUAUACCCGGAAGGAAAAGAAAUUUUUGAAAAAGGACCAGUCCACCCUGAGGGACCAUCAAAUCUUUGGGUAUACCCGGAGGGAAAAGAAAUUUUUGGAAAAAGGCCAAUCCACCCGGUGAGCCCAUCAAAACUUUGGCUAUACCCAGAUGCAAAAGCAGAGUUUGGAGAAAAGUUAAUCAAACCAGAGAGACCAUCAAAACUCUGGGUAUACCCGGGAGGAAAAGGUUUUGGAAAGAGGCCAGUUCAACCGAAGGGACAAUCCAAACUUUCGGUUUAUCCGGGAGCAAAAACAGAUUUUGGUAAAAAAACAAUUGCGCCUGAGGAUUCAUCACAACUUUGGAUAUACCCGGAUAGAAAAUAUUUUGGUGAAGGACCUAUCCAACUAGUGAUACCAUCAAAAUCUUUGGUAGACCCGGAAGGGGCAUUAAUUUUUGGAAGAACUCCAAUCUACUCAGAGGGACCAUCAAAACUUUGGGAAUACCCAGAUGCGAAAGCAGAUUUCGGAGAGAAGGCAACCCAUCUUUGGGUAUACCCGGGAGGAAAGAAUUUUGGAAAAAGGCCAAUUCAACCGAACGGACCACCCACAAUUUGGAUUCACCCGGGAUCAAAAACAGAUUUUGGAGAAAAACCAGAGCGUUCACCACAACUUUGGGUGUAUCCGGAUAGAAAAUAUUUUGGUGAAGGACCAUUCCAACUAGAGAAACCAUCAAAACUUUGGCAAUACCUGGGAGGAAAAGAUUUUGGAAAGAGGCCAGCCCAGCCGACGGGAGCUUCCACACUUUGGGCUUACCCGGAAUUUAAAACAGAUUUUGGAGAAAAAACAAUCUCACCAGUGGGUUCAUCACAAGCUUGGGUGGAUAGAAAUGAUUCUGGAAAAGGACCAGUCCAACUAGAGAAACAAUCAAAACCUUUGGUAGAUCCGCAAGAGAAUGAAAUCUUUGGAGAAAGACCAAAACAACCGAAGGGACCAUCCACACUUUGGAUAUAUCCGGGGAAAAACAAAGAUUUUGGUGAAAAACCAAUUGCGCCAGAGAGACCAUUAGGACUUUGGGUAUAUCCAGAAGGAAAAAAGGAUUUUAGACAAAAGCCAAUCCAACUAGAAAAAUCAUCAAAACUUUGGCAAUACCUGGGAGGAAAAGAUUUUGGACAGAGGCCAGCCCAGCCGAAGGGAGUUUUCACACUUUGGGCUUACCCGGAAUUUAAAACAGGUUUUGGAGAAAAAACAAUUUCACCAGUGGGUUCAUCACAAGCUUGGGUAGAUAGGAAUGAUUUUGGAAAAGGACCCACCCAACUAGAGAAACAAUCAAAACCUUUGGUAGACCCGGAGGGAAAAGAAAUUUUUGGAAAAAAACCAAUCCACCCAGAGGGACUAUCAAAACUUUGGGUAUACCCGGGAGGGAAAAUUUUUGAAAAAAGGCCAAUUCAACCGAAGGCACCACCCACACUUUGGGUCUACCGGGGAUCAGAAAUUGAAGGAAAACAUGAUUUUGGAGAAAGACCAAUCCACCAAGAGGGACCAUCUAAGCCUUGGGCAUUUCCGGGAGAAAAACAGCUUGAAGAGAGGCCGAUGCAGCCAGAGGGACCAAGACCAAUCCAACCGGAAGGACCAUCAAUGCUUUGGGCAUACCCGGGAGGUAAACAUUCUGUAGAAAGGCCAGUCCAAAUAGGGGGACUAUCAAAACCUUGGGCAUACCCUGGAGGAAAAUAUUUUGGAGGACUGACGCAACCAGAGCGACUAUCAAAACUUUGGAUAUUCCCUGGAGGAAAAUAUUUUGGAGAAAGACCAAACCAAUCUAAGGAACCUUUAGGACUUUGGAUAUACCCGGGAGGGAAAGGUUAUGAAGAAAGGCCAGAUGAACCAGAAAAUCCUUCCAAAAAAGGUGUGCCAGAAGAUGAAGCAUUAGGUAUACUAAUAGAAAGAAUACUAAAUGGUGAAAUCUCGUCGGAUUCUAGAAGUCGGAUUAUGCGAGCUCUGGGAUGCUAUGUGGCCAUGCCGUUGUCAGGUGGACUUAUAUCAGGCGUAACGAGUUCAGAAGCAACUUCAAAGCCGAGCACACUUUCCGAAAAGUUAAAAGACUAUUAUAAAUUGAAUGCUGCAAAAAGCAAAAGCAAGGAGCAUAGGUAACUUUUAACCAAAGGAUACAUUCAUAUUUCAUAUGAUUUUACUGCUGAUAGAGUGAAUUUGAGCCCACGCAGUCAUCAGUUAAGUCAAAACUAUUGUUACAUCUGCUUGUUGAUAUCUUGUUUUAAUAAUUACCUGCUCAUAGUUUAGUAUCAUUUCCAAAAAUAAGCUUUCUCCAGAAAGUUAAGUACAGCUUUCAGGUUCCAAGCACAAUUUUUUUUUCAGGGGCAAUGGAUAGGCGGAUACUACUGGAUUGUAUGGAUACGCUUUAGUUUGCUGUAAAUAAAU
Messenger RNA from Acanthoscelides obtectus, 3293 nucleotides. The record is from the annotation of a GenBank genome assembly. NCBI's taxonomy places the organism in Eukaryota, Metazoa, Arthropoda, Insecta, Coleoptera, Chrysomelidae.